AUAGGAGAAAAAGAGGGACGCGGCAAAAGGGGGAGUUAGUUGAAAUUGAAUUGUAGAUCGAGGGAGCCUCUCUCCUGCUUCUUCCCUCCCUCCUUUAUUUAUCUCAUGGUAAACCACGCCUCUCUCCUUUCACUUGUCAGUGCAUCUAUAACAUAGAGCUGUCUGCACAGGGCUGUGUGGGGGUUAGGACAACCACUCACAGCCAGCCAGGACUCAGCAGGGGCACCGGACAGCACAGGGGCUGGGACGCGGCCGGAGCAGGUGUGUGUUUGCGUGCGAGUCGACCGAGCUGUGGGUCCCUGUGGAGCCGCGCUCUACGAGGGACGUCGCUCCUGAGGAGCUCAGCUUGAAGAUCCUGGUGCCCGGAACUUGACUGAAACAGAAGAUCACAAGAACUUUGUUGAGCUUUAAGCGUGAGCGAGGGGGUUGGCCUCUCCUGCAGUUAUUGGGAGGUCACCACAGGUCAAAGUGAUGGCAGGGUGGAGGCUGAGUGGGCCCCGCCUCCUCCUCCUCCUGGGGCUCCUGGCCCUGACCCAGGGCUCCUCCUACCUCUCUGGGCAGCGCCUGCGCUCACGCCUGCAGAGGGACCGGCAUGUCCGCAACGUCAGGCCCAACAUCAUCCUCAUCCUCACUGAUGACCAGGACAUCGAACUGGGUUCCAUGCAGGCCAUGAACAAGACUCGUCGUAUCAUGGAGCAGGGAGGCACCCACUUCUCCAACGCCUUCUCCACCACUCCCAUGUGCUGCCCGUCCCGUUCCUCCAUCCUGACGGGGAAGUACGUCCACAACCACCACACCUACACCAACAACGAGAACUGCUCCUCGCCCUCCUGGCAGGCCCAGCACGAGCCGCAUACCUUCGCCGUGCACCUCAACAACUCAGGCUACAGGACGGCCUUCUUUGGGAAGUACCUGAAUGAGUACAACGGCUCGUAUGUGCCCCCUGGCUGGAAGGAGUGGGUGGCCCUGGUCAAGAACUCCCGCUUCUACAACUACACUCUGUGCAGGAACGGAGUCCGUGAGAAACACGGCAACAACUAUCCCAAGGACUACCUCACUGAUAUCAUCACCAAUGACAGCAUCAACUACUUCCGAACGUCCAAGAGGAUGUACCCCCACCGGCCAGUCAUGAUGGUGCUGAGCCACGCUGCCCCCCAUGGCCCGGAGGACUCUGCGCCACAGUACAGCAGCACAUUCCCCAACGCCUCACAGCACAUAACACCCAGCUACAACUACGCUCCCAACCCAGACAAGCACUGGAUCCUGCGCUACACCGGCCCCAUGAAGCCAGUCCACAUGCAGUUCACCAACAUGCUGCAGCGCAGGAGGAUGCAGACGCUGCUGUCUGUCGACGACAGCGUGGAGAAGGUGUAUAACAUGUUAGUGGAGACUGGAGAGAUGGACAACACCUACAUCAUCUACACCUCCGACCACGGAUACCACAUUGGCCAGUUUGGACUGGUCAAGGGCAAGUCCAUGCCCUACGAGUUUGACAUCAGAGUCCCCUUCUACGUACGAGGGCCCAACGUGGAGGCAGGAGCCAUAAACCCUCAUGUGGUGUUGAACAUCGACCUGGCGCCCACACUGCUGGACAUGGCCGGGGCAGAGGUGCCCUCGGACAUGGACGGCAAGUCCAUCCUCAAACUCCUGGACACGGACAGACCUGUCAACAGGUUCCAGUUGAACAAAAAGGGAAAAGUGUGGAGGGAUUCAUUCCUGUUAGAGAGAGGGAAGCCUCUCCAUAAGAGGUCUGAUGGAAAGGAAGUGUCCCAGGAGGAGAACUUCCUGCCUAAGUACCAGCGGGUGAAGGACCUGUGUCAGAGAGCAGAGUACCAGAGCUCCUGUGAACAGCCUGGCCAGAAGUGGCAGUGUGUGGAGGACCCUUCUGGGAAGCUGAGGCUGUAUAAGUGUAAGGGCAUGGCCAGCCUCUUUGCCCCUCGCAUGCAGGCUCUGAUGGCUGCUGGGCCUAUGAGCUAUGGCCACAUGUCCAACUCUGACUCUUGUAACUGUGGCCCUCUGGGCAUCAAGACAACACCCGUGAAGAGGAGGAAACUGCUCACCAAAAAGAAAGGAAAGUCCACUAAAGGUCUGUCUAAGAACCGCUGGGCUCGCUCCAUCCCCUUUGAUCUGGACGGGGAUCUGUUUGCUGUGGACCUUGAGGAGGGGUACCGGCCUGUGGGCCCGAGGAACUCCAGCUGGGAGAGGCAGAGGAUGACUGGAGCUGGGAAUGGUGACAUGGAGGAUGAGGAGUUUAGUGGCAUGGAGGUGACAGCCAGACCUACCACCAGCAACAGCCUCACCCCACCUGCUGCUCUCAAAGUCACCUACAGGUGCUCCAUUCUGAUGAAUGACACAGUCAAGUGUGAUGGAGGCCUCUACAAGUCCCUGCAGGCAUGGAAGGAUCACAAGCUCCACAUCGAGCACGAGAUCGAAACCUUGCAGACCAAAAUCAAGAACCUGCGUGAUGUCAAAGGUCAUUUAAAGAAGGUCCGGCCGGAGGAGUGCCAGUGUAACGACCCCAGUUACUUGUUCAAGAACAAAGGGUCUUUCAGACUCAACACAGGUCGCAUCCAUUCACUCAACAGAAUGCCCUCGAAGCAGAAGAAGCAGUGGCUGAUGAAGGAGCAGAAACGCAGAAAGAAGCUCCGUAAACUACUCAAGAGGCUACGCAACAACGACACCUGCAGCAUGCCUGGCCUCACCUGCUUCACCCACGACAACCAGCACUGGCAGACCGCCCCCUUCUGGACAAUGGGCCCGUUCUGUGCCUGCACCAGUGCCAACAACAACACAUACUGGUGUCUCAGGACCAUCAACGACACUCACAACUUCCUGUUCUGCGAGUUUGCCACAGGUUUCUUAGAGUAUUUUGAUCUUAACACUGACCCAUACCAGCUGAUAAAUGCUGUCAGCAGUCUGGACCGCAAUGCUCUGAACCAGAUGCACCAGCAGCUGAUGGACCUGCGCAGCUGUAAAGGACACAAGCAGUGCAACGCAGAGAAGGGAGGCAAAGAGCGAAACUCCUUCAGUGAAUACAGGCCAGUUCAUCGUCGAAAGAGGCCAAAAGUGAAGAAGCCCUCCUCCAAAUCAGUAGGGCAGAUUUGGGAAGGAUGGGUGGGUUAAACACCUGGACCUGUCCUCCACACUAGCUCUAUCAUCUUCUGCGAGGGAGGCUGAAGAACCUGAGGAUCUUGUGGGGAUAUCACUGGAAUGUAACCUCAUAAACCAUUACUGUAGGAGUUCAUGGAGAAGGCCUGGACUGAUAUAGCUACCAAAAUAUUCUCCAAACAGAGGAAAUGUUUAAGUCUAUGGAACACAAAAAAAUGGAUUAUUGUUGCCUCUUUCCCCCCUCAUACUGAAUAAACACUCUUCCACUCAGUCAAGCUCACUCACAGGACUGUCUCUCAUCUAGUAACCAACAUCUCCCUCUGUCAGGCCCAGCAACUCUGGUAGAUUCUUGAUUUUGUGCGGUUUUAAGUGUCCAUUCUUGAUCAUCAUGGUAUAUCAAUUGCCUGUAAGCUUUUUUAUUGUCCUGUUGAACUGGAGGAAAACAGAUUAAUAAAUGUGAGGUGGAUGAAAUGUCAAUGGUGCUGCUACAAACUGCUGUGGAUCAUCUCCUGGUGUUUCACCCUAAGGCUCUACUACCACACAGGAGAAGGAUAUCUGUCAUCACUCACACUUUCACCCUACUGUACAGACAUACAACAUGAAGAAACUCUUCUCAUCACAUCAUUUCCCUUGGACCACAAACUUCUGGAUGUUUGCUGCAUUCUUGUAUUAUAGCUCAAAUAAAUGUUGCUUGAGUGCCAGUUAUGAUUGUUUUACCUUAUAGAGAGGGUUGAGAGAUGAUGGGGCAUGACUGUACAGUCAAAAGGAUCAAAAAGCUAAUUCUAAUGUUUUUAUCACAGACUCUUAUCAGGACUACUCACCCGAACACCCACACUGAGAGUCUGCAAACCAAACUCCUUAACAUUAGUCAAGUGGCAGAAUGCUUAUGGUACAUUAGUGAAUGAUAUUUUAUUGCUUUGCAUUGUUCAUGCCCUGGUAGGUAUUCAGUAAACUUAGUUUGUUCAGCUUGCAAUACAUGGUGCUAUGAUAACAAUAUGGAAAAAAAGACUUGCUGUAUAGUAUGUAUUUGAAUGUAUGUUGUGCAAUUAAUAUAAAUGUUUACAAUAUUUUUUUAUAAUACUGAAAGGAGGCAGACCUCUCUUGUACCUGGGAUUAUUUAAGACGACAUUAUUACCUUUUAGAUGUUGUUUUCUGUUAGUGUCCGUUUUUUGGAUGUCAAAACUGACUUCUGGAAAAGCACUUACAAAUUAUUAGUGAAAAUAGUAACUGUAAAAUUAAUGGAUUUGUGCAUAAGAAUGCAGAUUGUGAUCUUUUGUCAUUGAAAUAAUGUUGCUUUCUCUUUUGCUCAUUCAGCCUUUUCUUUUCUUUUAUCAGUAUUAGGUGAUAUAUUAUAUUAGCCUAAUUAGACAGUAAUAAAGUGUUGAUUUGCCACA
Messenger RNA from Osmerus eperlanus (European smelt), 4502 nucleotides. RefSeq names its product sulfatase 2a (gene sulf2a). The transcript is spliced from 22 exons. Gene Ontology annotation, cellular component: cell surface; endoplasmic reticulum; Golgi apparatus. Gene Ontology annotation, molecular function: calcium ion binding; glycosaminoglycan binding; N-acetylglucosamine-6-sulfatase activity. Gene Ontology annotation, biological process: positive regulation of vascular endothelial growth factor production; glycosaminoglycan metabolic process; positive regulation of Wnt signaling pathway. Bases 472 to 3123 code for a protein of 883 amino acids. The record is from RefSeq and is a predicted model, not a curated record. Lineage: Eukaryota; Metazoa; Chordata; Actinopteri; Osmeriformes; Osmeridae.